GCUCGCGCCAGCAGACAGAGGGAUGGUCUCGCGCUCAGCGGCGGACAGCAGCAGGUCAUGUUGUCCGCGCGGCGGGAGACCUGCCCGCGUGUCACCUUCAGCGGAGCGGGAACUGCGACGACUCCGGCUCGAGGACCUGAGACGGGGAUGGGCGGGGAGGCGUGUCCUCACAAGCUGGGGUCCACCAAUCACCUUCGACUUCUCCUCUACAUCCUGAUUCCCACUGUGAGCCUGUUGGCCGGCCUGCUGCUGCUCGUCCUGGCCCUCACUGGUAUAUUUGGCAGCGGCCUCUUGGACUCCAGCCCCCUCCCCUCCCCCGAGCCCAUCGCCGACGGCGACCCCGGGUACCACGGCAACAGCACAAACCCCUCCCCCUCCUCGGAGGCAGAAAGCGUCACCUCUUCGCCACGGCACCCCGGCGACGACGACCUCGCCUACCAUAGCGAGAGCACGCCCGCUGCGACCGCCAGCGCUCCUCCACCUUCCUCCUCUCAGGCCACACCCACCCGGCCCUACACGCAGCCUCCUGAUUGGCUGACCUCUGUGACAUCGCUGAACUCCGCCUGGCCAAUCAGCACCACCCCAGCAGCCGACACAGGAAGCUGUCAGCUGAUCCUGGAGCCUCAGUGUCACAUGUUGCCCUACAAUCAAACAUGGCUGUCCUCCGCCGCCGCCGUGGUGAAGAGCUCAGAGGUCGACAUGUUGCUAAGGUUCUUCAGUUACCUCAGCAGACUCUCCUGCUACAGGCACAUCAUGCUGUUCGGCUGCUCGCUGGCGCUUCCCGAGUGCGUCGCCGCCGCACACAGCAGACGGGUCGUGCUGCCCUGCGCGUCGUUCUGCGAGGCGGCGAGGGAAGGCUGCGAGCCCGUCCUCCAGAUGUUCAACGCCUCCUGGCCCGACUUCCUGCGCUGCUCUCAGUUCAGCAACGUCAGCUCCGCUUCGCCGCCAACAUCACCACCAUCACCGUCGCCCACGGCAACAGCAGGCCCCGCCCCCCCUGCCUGUUACACGCCGCGACAGAUCAAAGGGAAACCAUCCGUGUGCGGCGGGAAGGACCACUUCCUGUGCGCGACCGGGAUUUGCGUCCCCCAGAAACUGGUGUGUAACGGCUACAACGACUGUGACGACUGGAGUGACGAAACACACUGCGUGUGUACAGAUGCAGAGUUCCGGUGUAACACUGGUCGGUGUCUCUCGCCCGCGCUGGUGUGUGACGGGUACGACGACUGUGGAGACCUGAGUGACGAACUCAACUGCGUGUGCGAUCUGGCUCGUGAGCAUCGUUGCGGCGACGGUCGCUGCGUGUCCAGAGACUGGCUGUGUGAUGGAGACCACGACUGUCUGGACAAGACCGACGAGCUCAACUGCUCCUGUAAGAGUCAGGGUCUGCUGGAGUGCAGGAACGGUCAGUGCAUUCCUUCGGCGUUUCGUUGUGAUGGAGAGGACGACUGUAAAGACGGCAGCGAUGAGGAGCACUGCAGCAAAGAGCAGACUCAGGGUGUGUGUGUUCCCGGUCAGCCCAGCUGUAUCUCCACUUCCUGUCCGUCGGUGUGCGCGGGGGGCAACGCCGCCUGCGACCCCCGAAACAACAACAACUGCACUCGCUGCGAGCCCAUCAGCCUGGAGCUGUGCAUGAACCUGCCCUACAACCUGACCAGCUACCCCAACUACCUGGGGCACCUGUCCCAGAGAGAGAGCUCUGUGUCCUGGGAGUCCUCGCUGUUCCCCGCGCUGGUCCAGACCGGCUGCUACCAGUACCUCAUGUUCUACGCCUGCACGCUGCUGGUACCAAAGUGCGAUCCGGUCAGCCUGCAGAGGGUCCCGCCCUGCAGGUCGUUGUGUCGUAGCGCGAAGGAGAAGUGCGAGUCGGUGCUCGGCAUCGUGGGGCUGCAGUGGCCCGAGGACUCAGACUGUGGUCAGUUUCCAGAGGAGGGGGGAAACGCCACCUGCCUGCUGCCGGAGGCUGGAGUUGACGAGUGCUCCCCCAGCCACUUCAAGUGUCGGUCGGGCCGCUGCGUGCUGGCGUCCAAACGCUGUGACGGACACCUGGACUGUGACGACCACAGCGACGAGGACAACUGUGGCUGCUCUGAGCGCGCUCUGUGGGAGUGUCCCGGCAGCAAGGUGUGUAUCAAAGCCAGUAUGAUCUGUGAUGGGUUCCCGGACUGCCCCCUGCUGGUGGACGAGGCCAACUGCUCCGCGUGCAGAGACAACGAGCUGUCCUGCAACAACCACCAGUGCGUUCAUCGGACUCUGUGGUGUGAUGGAAAGAAACACUGUUCAGACAGCUCUGAUGAAUGGAACUGUGUGUCUCUGUCUGAUCGAUCAGGUUCCGUAUUGACGGUCUUCAGGACGGCAGCAGAGUAUCAGGUCUGUGCAGACGAGUGGAACCACGAGCUGAGCAAACUGACCUGCAACCAGCUGGGACUAGGGGUUCCCUCCACCGUUUCCAUGGUACCCGACCAGCCUGGAGUCCCAGGGCGUCGCCGUUGGUUACACGUCCACCCUGAGUGGAACCUGAGGAACGGUUCUGCUCUGCAGGCCCGACUGGAGAAGAGAAGUCAUGCGUGUCAUUCCAGGAGGAGAGUAUCGGUGCUGUGUACCAGAGAAGAGUGCGGGCUCCGUCCAGAGGUGGGCGUCUACCCCCACAGGAAGAAGAGGAUUCUGGGAGGGCGGGUGUCCCGGCGGGGGGCGUGGCCGUGGCAGUGCUCGCUGCAGAGCGGGCAGAGCGGACACGUCUGCGGCUGCGUCCUCAUCGCCCGGAGGUGGGCUCUGACCGUCGCGCACUGCUUCGAGGGGAGGGAGAGCGCAGACCUGUGGAAGGUGGUGCUGGGUCUGAAUAACCUGGACCAUCCAGGGGUUCACAGUCAGAGCCACGGGGUGCGCUCCAUCAUCGUACACCCACGUUACAACCGGGCGGUGGUCGACUACGACAUCAGCGUGGUGCAGCUGGACUCCGAGGUCGAGGAGACGGCGUUCGUCAGACCGGUGUGUCUGCCUCAGCCCGGCCAGCUCCCGUCACCUGACUCCUACUGCUACAUCACCGGCUGGGGUCACAUGGGCAACAGGAUGCCCUUUAAGCUGCAGGAAGGGGAGGUUCGGAUCAUCUCUCUGUCUCAGUGUCAGUCUUACUUCGACAUGAAGACCAUCACUCCCAGGAUGCUUUGUGCCGGUUACGACGCUGGAACCGUCGACUCCUGCAUGGGCGACAGCGGCGGUCCGUUGGUGUGCGAGGAGGACGGCGGGCGCUGGACGUUGUUCGGCCUGACGUCGUGGGGCAGCGUGUGCUUCAGUAAAGUGCUCGGACCCGGAGUUUACAGCAACGUGACGCACUUCACCCCCUGGAUCCAACAACAGAUCUACAUCCACACAUACCUGCCCGACUGACACACACACACACACAAAAGCUCUUUCAUUCCAGGAGGAAGUGAUGUCAUCGUCAGUCUCACACACACACACCUUCAGUUCCUCUACCUGUGCCUAUAUCUAUACUGAUAGCCUUCAGAUGCUAACUGCUGUACGAGCAGUAGUGCUAACUAGUUAGCUAGUAGAGCUGUUGUCGUUAACGAGUAGACGUCACAUUCAGUUAUUACGUCUGUUACUCGACAGUGUCGGGCUUGUCGCUCAGAAACAUGUAUGGAAGCAAAACAAGGCCGUAAACACUUGAACCUAAUGAACGGCUACACACCAACUGUGAAUUUAAACACUCGGGUGUUUGUAGCAGUGGAAUGUACUUACUUUACUUAAACAACCGUGUAAAAAUACUCCAUUUACACAACAAGCAAGUUAAAGUCCUGAACUCAGAAAAUGUACCUAAAGUAUCAAAAGUGAAAUUGCUUCAUUUAGAGGGUUACAUAGUUGGCUAGUUUCAUCUAUUACAGUACGUCCUAUUUUAAACCGUAAUCUGAAAAAUAGCCAGAAACUGCAGUGAGAAGUAUAAGGAGUAAAUGUACUUCGUAAUGUUCCACCACUGGUUCUAAAUUCUGCUCCUUGCAACGUCAAAAACCUGAUUAUAAGUUUUCAGAGAGAAAGGUAGUAGAGGAGGAACUAAUAAUUAAUAUGAUCCCGUUUGUUUAGGUAAAAUCUGAUGGAAAUGGUGACAGGGACUCAGUCCAGGAUUCACUGCAACUUUCAGACCUUUAUUUCUGUAUCACAUUAAACCAACCACAGAAAUUUCUGUUUUCAUCCAUUUACUUGCAAGUAAUGAAAAUGUCAAGCAUAGAUUUUAAAAACCAUCAAUAGUGUCAGGAAGCAGAAUGGGCUCGAUAAUCUCUUUCACUUCUCCUUCCCUGGACAUUUCAAAGUAAUGUUGAGUGUCUUUGCUUCCAUGAACAUGUCUUUAAUGAGAGUUGAUAGGAGUUCGUUUUUGGCUUUUAGUGGCAGCAGUAACUCAGAGGACAAACUAUCCAGCCAGAGAAUUCAACUCUCUGAUCUUCCUCACUUUAACAGGGAGAUUUCUAUGAUUAUAAACAGGACCGUGGUUUAUUGUUGCAUUAUUACUCUCCUGAGCUCGCUGUUGGGGGGGGUGUGUGUGUGUUUUGGAUGUGACGCGCUCGCACACACACACCAAAACAUGAUCCGAUCGUCUGCUUCUUCAGCUGCGGGUUAAAACUUUGUCACAACGUGCUGACGUGCUAAAACAGACCAGCUGAGCACUCAAACUCCCACAAUGCUUCACUCUAUAGUGCCUGUACUUAAACCUAGCUGUAAAAAAACCAACUUGUUACCUGUACAGUGUCGUACUGUGUGUGUGUCUGUGUGUGAGAGACAGACAGAGAGGAUUUUUUUGCUUCUAAAUACGCCGGCAACUUCUUUGGGCAACGUUUAUCAGUGAGCUUUAUUCACACAGCAGGACAUGUCUGAUGCACAUUUGAGUUCUUGAAGACAAAGCCGUCCUGCCGAUCCACCCAUGUCCUGUUAUGUCUUAUUUUUAAAUGUAUUUUAGAAGCUCUGGGAGCUCUGUACAGUCCACACUGCACCCAGGCUCAGUCCCGUUUUAAAACUAAAUCAUAAAUUAAAGGUUGGAUUUCACAACACUUUAUAUACUAAUAAAUUAGGGGGUUAAACAGUUAAUAACACAUUAUAAUGCAGCUGUGAUCAGAUCUCAGUGUUUGUGUUACCGGCUCCAACUCCUCCAUCAGCGUAGGCUGCUGGAUGAACAGACGAUGAACCAAAACACAGUGAAACACAGGAUGGAAUAAUAGAAAAUAAGUAGAACAAACACUGAACAUUAUCAACUGAACAUACUGACAAUAAACGACAAACGGGGACUAAAAGUGUUUCCUAAUAUUUAUCUGAAUUUAAAGCUUCUUGAAGCAACAUUAUCCAGCUGUUUUACCUUAAACUCAUUGUGAAAGUACACUGAUUUGUAAUAGGGAGAACGGCGCCCCGAUCACCUGCAAGAGGUGUGUAACGCUUUACAGCACGACGUCACACACGACCGGCUGUAGCAGGAAGCUAGUUGUGUAUUCUCAGCACAGACAUCAUGGCAGAGGAGAAGAGACUGGCCCCUAGCAUCUAGAUUUUAGCACACAGCUGCUGUGGCUCCGGGAGGUUUUCGGCUCAGUGCUGACGUGGUUGCUGGUUGGUAAUGAGAUGACGAUUGCGUGUUUGAUGGGCUGUUAGCUUCUAGCUGUACGCCUCUUCCAGUAGCCUUAACCGCUCAGACUCUUAAUGCGCCGGCGUCCUGCAACUACCACUUGUGACCGCAGGGGGUAAUUGAGAAAUUACUUCGCUGAUGCAAAGUGAAAAAAAAAAAAAAAGCGUUACUGUAACA
Molecule: messenger RNA, 5776 nt
Organism: Xiphias gladius (swordfish)
Lineage: Eukaryota; Metazoa; Chordata; Actinopteri; Istiophoriformes; Xiphiidae
Gene: corin
Product: corin, serine peptidase
Exons: 24
Coding region: 58-3387 (1109 amino acids)
Biological process (GO): acrosome reaction; proteolysis
Cellular component (GO): membrane
Molecular function (GO): protein binding; serine-type endopeptidase activity
Source: RefSeq, a predicted model, not a curated record